This is a messenger RNA of Alexandromys fortis (reed vole), 916 nucleotides long. It is a transcript of the gene Alkbh7, whose product is annotated as alkB homolog 7. The coding region runs from base 1 to 870 and encodes 289 amino acids. The transcript has 5 exons. Lineage: Eukaryota; Metazoa; Chordata; Mammalia; Rodentia; Cricetidae. The record is from RefSeq and is a predicted model, not a curated record. Gene Ontology annotation, biological process: fatty acid metabolic process; DNA damage response. Gene Ontology annotation, cellular component: mitochondrial matrix.
AUGGGCCGUCUUUUAAGCGGUCGCCUGAAGAUGGCGGCAAGCGGGCGCCUGGCGAUGCGGAUGCUUUCUGGGUGUGGCUGGGUUCGCGGCUCGGACCCCGCCGUGCUGAGCCGCCUGCGCGAUGAGGCCGUGGUGCGGCCUGGCUUUCUGAGCCAGGCGGAGGAGGACACGCUGACACGUGAACUGGAGCCCCAGCUGCGGCGCCGGCGCUAUGACGGGCGCCUGGCGAUGCGGAUGCUUUCUGGGUGUGGCUGGGUUCGCGGCUCGGACCCCGCCGUGCUGAGCCGCCUGCGCGAUGAGGCCGUGGUGCGGCCUGGCUUUCUGAGCCAGGCGGAGGAGGACACGCUGACACGUGAACUGGAGCCCCAGCUGCGGCGCCGGCGCUAUGAGUACGACCACUGGGACGCGGCCAUCCACGGCUUCAGGGAGACCGAGAAGUCCCGCUGGUCUGAUGCAAGCCAGGCCAUCCUGCAUCGGGUCCAGGAGGCUGCCUUUGGCCCUGACGAGAGCCUGCUAUCCUUGGUUCACGUGUUGGACCUGGAACCCCAGGGCUACAUCAAGCCCCAUGUUGACAGUGUCAAGUUCUGUGGAUCCACCAUUGCUGGCCUCUCCCUGCUGUCCCCAAGUGUUAUGAAGUUGGUACACACCCAGGAACCUGAGCAGUGGCUGGAACUGCUGCUGGAACCAGGCUCCCUCUAUAUUCUAAGGGGUUCAGCCCGAUAUGACUUCUCCCACGAGAUCCUUCGAGAUGAAGAAUCAUUUUUUGGGGAGCGACAUGUCCCUAGAGGCCGACGCAUCUCAGUGAUUUGCCGCUCCCUCCCUGAGGGAAUGGGGUCAGGAAGGCCAGGAAAGCCACCCCCAGCCAGCUGACUUCUACGCCUAUCCUCUGGACUUGUGAAUAAAGUUGGAAAAAGAA